Toxoplasma gondii ME49 is the source of this 507-nucleotide messenger RNA. RefSeq names its product proteasome maturation factor ump1 protein. Gene Ontology annotation, biological process: proteasome assembly. The transcript has a single exon. Lineage: Eukaryota; Apicomplexa; Conoidasida; Eucoccidiorida; Sarcocystidae. The record is from RefSeq and is a predicted model, not a curated record. Gene Ontology annotation, cellular component: cytoplasm; nucleus. Bases 1 to 507 code for a protein of 168 amino acids.
AUGGACUACGAAGCGUCGGCGUCUGCGGCUUCGGCGGCUCUGGCGGGCGCGCCGGCGGCGGCAGUGGCCUUUCCUCCUCACUUUCCGAACGCACUUCUUCACCAGGGCCUUUCCCUGGCCUCUCCGGUCUCCUCUGUCUCCGCCGUCUCGGCUGUCUCCUGCGUCUCCGCGCCGCCGCCGGCAGGCCUGGCGCCGCGGCACCCUCUGGAGACCCGGCAGAGUCUCCACCUCCGCGAGCGCGAGAGAACAGAAUUCCAGCGAGCUGCGCGGCUGUACGGCCUGCACGCUCCACUGCGUCUGAAGAUGGAGAGAGAGCUCUGCGCGAUGUCGCAGCGCCUGCCGGGUCUGCCCUCCUCGCUCUGGGGACUACAGACGCUGAUGCGCCUCGACGAGGAAGUCGCCGCCGAAGACUUCUUGAACCGGGAGAAGCCCGAUGAAGACGAACUCGCAGGCUUCGGUCCCGGCCUCGGCAUCCACGAGAAACUCGAGAGACGCAUGGGCAUCUGA